This is a messenger RNA of Peromyscus maniculatus bairdii (prairie deer mouse), 4085 nucleotides long. The record is from RefSeq and is a predicted model, not a curated record. Lineage: Eukaryota; Metazoa; Chordata; Mammalia; Rodentia; Cricetidae.
CGGGGCAGGGUUAAAGUGGGAGGCCUCUGGGCUUCGUCCCCUCCCGCUCAGUCCCGGGCCGCCCCUGGGUCCCCCUCCCUCCUCCCCACUCGGCGCCCGCAUCUCGGGCCGUCAGGACCGGGCCUCUCCUCGGAAGUGCCCAGACGGCCUCUCCUUGGAAGGGCCAAACCAGGACAUCAGGGCACAUGACUACUAUCAAGAUGUUCCAGGGUUCUUUUUCUGUGUUCCUGCUUGGGGGCAUCUUAGGAGUCCUCCGUGCUCAGCAGCAGGAAGUCAUCUCACCUGACCCCUCCAUCAUUGACAGGAACAACAACUGUCCAGAGAAGGCUGACUGCCCAGUCAAUGUGUACUUCGUGUUGGACACCUCGGAGAGCGUGGCCAUGCAGUCUCCCACAGACAGCCUACUUUAUCACAUGCAGCAGUUCGUACCUCAGUUCAUCAGCCAGCUGCAGAAUGAAUUCUACCUGGACCAGGUGGCGCUGAGCUGGCGUUACGGUGGUCUGCACUUCUCGGACCAGGUGGAGGUGUUCAGCCCCCCAAGCAGCGACCGGGCCUCCUUCACAAAGAGCCUCCAAGGCAUCCGCUCCUUCCGCAGAGGCACCUUUACUGACUGUGCCCUGGCCAACAUGACCCAGCAGAUCCGGCAGCAUGUCGGCCGAGGUGUGGUCAACUUUGCUGUGGUCAUCACCGACGGCCACGUCACGGGCAAUCCGUGUGGAGGCAUUAAAAUGCAGGCUGAGCGUGCCCGCGAGGAGGGCAUCCGGCUCUUUGCCGUGGCCCCUAACAGGAACCUAAAUGAACAAGGCCUGAGGGACAUCGCUAACACCCCACAUGAGCUCUACCGCAACAACUAUGCCACCAUGAGGCCCGACUCUACCGAGAUUGACCAGGACACCAUCAACCGCAUCAUCAAGGUCAUGAAACAUGAAGCCUACGGAGAGUGCUAUAAAGUGAGCUGCCUGGAGAUUCCUGGGCCCCAUGGACCCAAGGGCUACCGCGGACAGAAGGGUGCCAAGGGCAACAUGGGUGAGCCAGGAGAGCCUGGACAGAAGGGGAGACAGGGAGACCCUGGCAUCGAAGGCCCCAUUGGAUUCCCAGGACCCAAGGGUGUGCCCGGCUUCAAGGGAGAGAAGGGUGAAUUCGGAUCAGAUGGUCGGAAGGGAGCCCCCGGCCUAGCUGGCAAGAAUGGAACUGAUGGACAGAAGGGCAAACUGGGCCGCAUUGGACCUCCUGGUUGCAAGGGAGACCCAGGAAGCCGGGGCCCUGAUGGAUACCCUGGAGAAGCCGGAAGCCCAGGCGAGCAAGGAGACCAAGGUGCCAAGGGAGACAGAGGUUUGCCUGGACCCAGAGGCCCCCAGGGGGCUCUUGGGGAGCCAGGAAAGCAGGGAUCUCGGGGAGACCCCGGUGAUGCUGGACCUCGUGGAGAUUCAGGACAGCCAGGCCCCAAGGGAGAUCCUGGAAGGCCUGGAUUCAGCUACCCAGGACCCCGAGGGACACCCGGCGAAAAAGGAGAGGCUGGCCCACCAGGCCCUGAGGGAGGCCGAGGAGACUUUGGUCUGAAAGGCGCACCCGGAAGGAAGGGAGACAAGGGCGAGCCAGCUGAUCCUGGUCCCCCUGGUGAACCUGGCCCUCGGGGGCCAAGAGGAGUCCCAGGACCUGAGGGAGAACCCGGCCCACCAGGAGACCCUGGUCUCACGGAAUGUGACGUCAUGACCUAUGUGAGAGAGACCUGUGGAUGCUGCGACUGUGAGAAGCGUUGUGGUGCUCUGGAUGUGGUCUUCGUCAUCGACAGCUCUGAGAGUAUUGGCUACACCAACUUCACCCUGGAGAAGAACUUCGUCAUCAAUGUGGUCAACAGGCUGGGUGCCAUUGCCAAGGACCCCAAGUCUGAGACAGGCACGCGUGUGGGUGUGGUGCAGUACAGCCACGAAGGCACUUUCGAGGCCAUCCGGCUGGACGACGAGCGAGUCAACUCCCUGUCCAGUUUCAAGGAGGCCGUCAAAAACCUUGAGUGGAUUGCUGGUGGCACGUGGACGCCCUCUGCCCUCAAGUUUGCCUACAAUCAGCUCAUCAAGGAGAGCAGGCGCCAGAAGACCCGGGUGUUCGCAGUGGUCAUCACAGAUGGGCGCCAUGACCCCCGAGACGACGACCUCAACCUCCGGGCACUGUGUGACCGAGACGUCACUGUGACAGCCAUCGGCAUCGGCGACAUGUUCCAUGAGACACAUGAGAGCGAGAACCUCUACUCCAUUGCCUGUGACAAGCCGCAGCAAGUGCGUAACAUGACGCUCUUCUCUGACCUGGUGGCUGAGAAGUUCAUCGAUGACAUGGAAGAUGUCCUUUGCCCAGACCCCCAGAUCGUGUGUCCAGAACUUCCCUGCCAAACAGAUGAACCAUGGCCUGGCACCAAGCCCCCGGUCACCUUCCUCCGCACGGAAGAGGGUCCGGACCCCACCUUCCCCAAGACCAUCCCCCUGAUCCAGCAGUUGCUAAACGCCACGGAGUUCACACAGAACCCAGCUGCCUACUCCCAACUGGUGGCUGUGAUGGUCUACACCGCGGAGAGGGCCAAGUUCUCCACGGGGGUCGAGCGGCAGGACUGGAUGCAGCUGUUUAUUGACACCUUUAAACUGGUGCACAGGGAUAUCACAGGGGACCCAGACUCUGCACUGGCGCUCUGCUAAAGCCUCGGGUUCCAGCCAGAGAUAACCCCUCACUUCUAGCUUCCCAGGGCUACCACCACAAACUGAGGCCUUAGGCAGCAGGGACCUGCCCUCCUAGUCCUGAGGACAAAGUCCAGAAUCUUAUGUCUUUAGUGUUAUACUCUCUAGAGGGUCCCUCCUACUUCCUCCAGCCUCUGGUAGAGCUGCCAUCCUUGGCUUGUGGGCACACUACCCCAGCAUCCUGUCUACCUUCCCAGAGCCUUUUCACUUUGUGUCUGUGUCCCCUCCUCUUCCCCCCUCCUCUUUUUUAAAAGGACAUCAGUGAUUGGAUUGAAGGCCCACCUUAAACCCCAGAAGCUCACAUCUGGCAAAGGACUGUACAGAGGGCAUUAUAUUGAGGUUCUUGAGAUACAGGCCUCUGGGAAUCUUUCAGCUGAGCACACCACCUCAGUCGAGCUGAGCUCUCCUGUAUUUCAGAGCACAGAUUGGGGUGGGGUGCUAUCUGAAUGCUUGAGGAGGUCCCCCCCUUUCCUGCUUCUGUUUGGGCUUCAUGUUUGGUGUCAGGUAUGUGUUUAUAACCCACAGAAACCACACGGAUGUGACAAUGGCCUUAAUACCCCUCAGCUACUGUCACAGCAGGAGAUCCGAGUGCCAGAGCUGUCUGCCAGUGAGCCCCAAACACCUGUAUGCUCAGCCAGGUCUCUGGAUAUAUGAAGGCAUCAUGAGAGUAUCCAACAGGCAGGGCUUUUGAUAGCCUCGGUCACGUGACUGAGAACCAUAAAGGCAUCCUCUCCCCAGUGUGGGGAAUAGCAAGGGACCCACUGCAAAGUCACGAGCCAUCAAGGCAAGCUCAUGAACCUGGAAUUUUCUCACUGGUCUCAAGGCACCUCAUCAGGCUGGACUGAUGUCCUUUCUUCUAUCUGUGCCCCGCUAGCCCAGGGUAAGACCUAUCCUCCUGGGAAGGUGACACCCCCUCCCUGCUGUGAGGUCACAAGUAGAAGAAGGGACCCCCACAGAAAUGAAGCACAGAGACCCCCUGAGACCCCAAACUCCCAAUUACAUAUGGAUCUUCACCAGCCUUUCCCGGUCUCCCCCAGGCCCUGUAGAUGUUGAUGUUAAGGAAAUGUGCCCAAGCCAACCACCCCUACUGUAUGUCUGCCUCUGGGUUUGUGGUAAUAACUGUGAGGGUGCCUGUCAAUUACGAGGAGCUAGGAAGUCCAGUUGCCCCCUCCCCACAAAAAAAAAAAUUUCUAGAUAUUCUGAGAAGAUUCCAGGGAUGGUGGACAAUAAGUAAGGUAUGUAGCUAGUAAGCUCUGUAAGAAUGACCCUGCCUAUCCACAGGCACUCCCUGGCCCAGGGCUCAGCCUCAGAGGGAGUGAGCCAGGUUAAACAUUUUAUAAAAAGACGAAACCUGUAACUUAA